ACUCAACUUAUGGUCUUUUUAUUUGGUCCAGGACUUCAGCCCAUGUGAUAAUGCCACUCACAUUCACAACUCAGUUAAAUCAUUCUGGAAACAGCUCUGACACAGUUUGUUUUCUGGGUGCUUUAAAACCCAGUCAGGUUGAAAAGAAUGAUUAGCCAUGAUACCUCAACAACCAAAGUACUUGAGGUUUUCCUCUUAUUGAAAAUUAAGGGCUGGGGCCCAACAGGCAUCAAGUACCAAAGUUAAUGUUUGCCCAGCAACUAAAAGCAAAGUGUCUGUGGGAAGGCAGCCAGCAUCCAGAUCACAGUGUGCAUCUGUAGCCACCAGUGCCAAGGAUCUGGGAAACAGCCCGAGACAGAACCAAAGGAUUUGGGCUUGUUUGAGAAGUACAAACAUUUUCAGACAAAUGUAGUUAUUUCUUAAAACUAGCUUAGCUGAUUUCUAAUGACAAUGAGUUUCUUAUUCCUGGGAGUCUACUAAUUCAGUCUAAGUGGGGUUAGGCAGGGUCCUUGCUCCCAAAGCAAGGUAAAAUUUGACCCUCCUUUCAGCUUCCAGCUAGAUCAUUCUCAGUUCUAUCACUUUGCUCUGAAUUUCUUGGCCUAAACCUCUUUCUAGCCUGGGCCAAUUGCAAAGGAGGCCAAAAUGUAGCCUUCUAGUUGUGUGUCCCUGGCUCCAUUGCCAACUCUUCACUGCUUUCUUACAUCCCAGGUGAGCCAGGAAGCUAGCUGUCUACUCAGACAUUUACCUCCUACCAGGUAGCCUGUGGGUUCAAAAUAGGGUAAUGUUCUUUGGCUGGGGAGCAGACUAACCGAAUACAGCACCCAAACCAGCAGGUAAGGUUGGGGAGAGUCAAAACUGCCUCACCAAACUCAAUGUCCUGGGUUUGAAUGUCACUAAGUCUCACCUUCUGAGAAGAUAGUUGUAUUGGGUUCCAUGGAAACCCAAAAACCUUGUUCCUGAAGUUUCUUUCCACCCCAGACUUUGGUCUGAAGCCCUCAGUCAUUCUGUGGAAGGCGACUCCCAAACCCAGGCUUGGGGUGUGGGCCGAGGGUGAAACCCCGCCCUCGGGGUCUCUGAUCUUUGCUCCCGCCCCGGGCUCCACGCCUCCCGGAGAGGCACCGGCGGGCGGCGCUCCUUUUGUGUGUUUCUUUCCAAGGUGCAAGGACCCCCUCCCCAACCCCUGCCAGCUCAGGCAGACCUUCCCUAAAGUCCAGCCCUCUUAUCGGAGUCCUCAGCCCCCUGCCAGCUGGGGGGCGGGAGGGAUCAGAUCGCUUCCAGGAGGAGGGACAAGGUCGGUAGCCCCCUCCCUGGUGCGGGGCCUGAGCCCAGUGGAGAACAGGACCGCUACCGCCAGUCAUGUGGGCUGGGCUGGUGCUCCGUGUUGCCUUCAUCGUGAUCCUGUUGCUGGGGUCUUCAGCCCGAGGCUACACGGGGAGGAAGGCGCCUGGGCACUACUCUGCGGAGAGACGUCGUCUGGGCCCUCAUGUCUGCCUUUCCAGCUUUGGGAGUGGCUGCUGCCCUGGCUGGGCCCCUUCUAUGGGCGGUGGGCAUUGUACCUUGCCCCUCUGCUCCUUUGGCUGUGGGAAUGGCAUCUGCAUCGCCCCCAAUGUCUGCUCCUGCCAGGAUGGAGAGCAAGGGGCCACUUGCCCAGAACCCCAUGGAUCCUGCGGGGAGUAUGGAUGUGAUCUCACCUGUAACCAUGGUGGCUGUCAGGAGGUAGCCCGAGUGUGCCCCGUGGGUUUCUUGAUGACAGAGACAGCUGUUGGUAUCCGGUGUGCAGACAUUGACGAGUGUUUAAGCUCAUCUUGUGAGGGCCACUGCGUGAACACGGAAGGGGGAUUCGUGUGUGAAUGUGGGCCAGGCAUGCAGCUGUCUGCUGAUCGUCAUAGCUGCCAAGACACUGAUGAAUGCCUGGGAACUCCCUGCCAGCAGAGAUGUAAGAACAGCAUCGGCAGCUAUAAGUGCUCCUGCCGUGCUGGCUUCCACCUCCACGGCAACCGACACUCCUGUAUAGAUGUAAAUGAGUGCCGGCGACCACAGGAGAAGCGAGUCUGUCAGCACACCUGUCACAACACCGUGGGCAGUUUCCUGUGCACCUGCAGACCUGGCUUCAGGCUUCGAGCUGACAGGGUGUCCUGUGAAGCUUUCCCGAAGGCCGUUCUGGCCCCAUCCGCCAUCCUGAGGCCCCGGCAGCACCCUGCUGAGAUGUCCCUGCUUCUUCCCGAGGCAGGCAGGCUUGCUCUGUCCCCAGGACACAGCCCUCCUCCAGGGCCUCCAGGAUACCCCACUGGAGUCAGAACAACCCGUCAGCCGUCGACCACCCUGGCCCUACCCACGUUCUUUCCUGCACGGUUGCUAUCCACCCCAGUACCAAGUUCCUCCCUACUGGGGACCCCUGGACCCCCCUCACUCCUCCAGGGGGAGGCAAUAGGAACUCCUUCCUCACCCAGGGGCCCUGAAGGUCCAAGGCUGGGAACAGGGCUCUCUCCCUGCCGACACCUGGGAGUCACCUAUGAAUCAGGGAGCCUCUGGAGCCAGCCUGGGUGUUCUCCGUGCUUAUGCCAGGAUGGAGAGGUGACCUGUGGAGAAGUGAGGUGUGAUGCUACUUGCUCCCAUCCGAUUCCUCCCAGAGAUGGGGAGUGCUGCCCUUCUUGCACCGGCUGCUUUCACAGUGGCGCCGUCAGAGCAGAAGGGGAUGUGUUUUCACCUCCUGAGGAGAACUGCACUGUGUGUGUCUGUCUGGCUGGAAAUGUUUCUUGUAUCUCCCCGGAGUGUCCCCCUGGUCCCUGCAAGGCUUCCCCACAGUCAGAUUGCUGUACAUGUGUCCCAGGGAGAUGCUAUUUCCAUGGCCGAUGGUACACGGACGGGGCUGUGUUCAGUGGGGGUGGUGACGAAUGUACCACGUGCGUCUGCCAGAAUGGGGAGAUAGAGUGUUCCUUCACACCAUGUCCAGAACUGGAGUGCCCCCGAGAGGAGUGGUGGCUGGGCCCAGGACAAUGCUGUUUUACCUGUCGGGAGCCCACACCCACCACAGGCUGCUCUCUCGAUGACAACGGGGUUGAGUUUCCGAUUGGACAGAUCUGGUCACCUGGUGAUCCCUGUGAGUUAUGCAUCUGCCAGGCAGAUGGCUCUGUGAGCUGCAAAAGGACAGACUGUGUGGACUCUUGCCCUCACCCCAUCCGGAUCCCUGGACAGUGCUGUCCUGACUGUUCAGCAGGCUGCACCUACACAGGCAGAAUCUUCUACAACAACGAGACCUUCCCGUCAGUGCUCGACCCCUGCCUGAGCUGCAUCUGCCUGCUGGGCUCGGUGGCCUGUUCACCUGUGGACUGUCCCAUCACCUGUACCUACCCCUUCCACCCAGAUGGCGAAUGUUGCCCUGUAUGCCAUGACUGUAACUUCGAAGGGAGAAAGGUGAUGAAUGGUCAGGUGUUCGCCUUGGAUGAUGAGCCCUGUACCCGAUGCAUCUGCCAGCUAGGAGAGGUGAGCUGUGAGAAGACGCCCUGCCAGCCAGUGUGUUCUGACCCCUCCUGCCCAGAUUCCCUGUUUCCUCCGGAAGAAAAGCAACAACCCUCCCCUCACGGAGACCUCGUCAAAGCUGCUCGGAGCCCCCGUGGAGACACGGAAGUCCCUGUCAACUGUAGCUCCUGCCAAGGGCCCCCAUCGGCAUCACCUGCAAGGCCCAUGUUCCAGCUCCUGCAGCUGAUUUUAAGAACAAACCUGUCCAAUGUACUGACUGCAACCCCAGGCCUGCCGGCAACCCAGACCUCAUCCUCAUCCCUGUUGGAGCCAGAGGGCCCAUUUCUUGGGGCUCCUGGAGCCUCCCAGCCUCUUGAGCCCUCAGUGGAAUCUUCUGUCUCUCCUGGACCCUCCGCUCUACCUCCAACCAUUCCAGGGACCUCUUGGUCACCUGUCACCCCAGAGAGCUCUUCUUCAACCUUUGGGGCUCCGGUAGCGUUCCAGUGGCCCCUGUCUGCCACCCACUUGACUGAGGCGAAAGCACCUUCAACAACUAAUCCUGUUCUCUCAGAGACCCUCACCACCCCCUCAAGGCCUCAAAGACUCUCUCCAGCUCUCCAGGACGCUUCCAACCCUGUUCUCCAAGAGCCCACAACAGACACCUCAGAGAAGGAAGAGCCUACCACCUGAGGGGGUACCAAGCAGGGGACAUGCCAGACAGAGCUCUCUACCAAUGGCCUUGUGUGUCUGACCUCCCCCCACCCCGGGUAAACCCAGUCAGGUGCGGAGAAGAUCGUAGAGUGUGACGGUCUAUCCAUAAGUCAAGGAGAGAAGCAGCAGAGGAAAUAGCCCAAACACCCCCUGACUUUAGAGUUUUAGCCUCCAGAAUUGUGAGAACGUAAAUUUCUGUUUAGCCCCACCCUUGUCUAUGGUAUUGGUUCCAUGAUACAUGUAAGUCAGUCAUGAUACAUGGCCCUGGUACAUGAAGUCAGCAGUGCCCACUCUUGCUCAGGCAGAGAGCCAUGCCUAGUGUGUUCCUGUCACUGCACACUCUGGACACUGAUGUCACACAACAUCUCUGUCAUUAUGCUUUGUUUUCAACGCUGAUUUCAUGUUUUGUUCAUUCCAAGACAUGUUCAGAACAUACAUUAUGUCCCCAUCUCUAAUUUAAACGCUGGGCUGCUAACUCUCUUUCCUCCCAAGCUCACAGUCCAGGGCAGGGGACAGUUGCUCAGAAGGUAAAUGCACUUUAGAGCGUGAAAUGGGGACAGUGAGGGCGGGGGCAGGGAUGGGCGAGGGAGGGCUGAAGCUUUCUCCCUUCUGUUUUCCAUGUGGCCCACACUCAGCACUUUCACAGCACAAGAUGACUUCCGGUUUCUAAUUCUCUGCUUUUAGAAUCUGGGUAGGAGUGGGGGGGGUUGCUUCCAAUUUUUCCUGUUGUGUUUGUAGGUGCCCUGGGAAAAAAAAAUUAACGUCAACAAAUAAAUUAUAGCUAAUAAAUAAGUAAAUAAAUACA
Messenger RNA from Meriones unguiculatus (Mongolian gerbil), 4975 nucleotides. It is a transcript of the gene Vwce, whose product is annotated as von Willebrand factor C and EGF domains. The transcript is spliced from 20 exons. The coding region runs from base 1357 to 4149 and encodes 930 amino acids. The record is from RefSeq and is a predicted model, not a curated record. Gene Ontology annotation, biological process: cellular response to virus. Gene Ontology annotation, cellular component: cytoplasm. Gene Ontology annotation, molecular function: protein binding; calcium ion binding. NCBI's taxonomy places the organism in Eukaryota, Metazoa, Chordata, Mammalia, Rodentia, Muridae.